Messenger RNA from Chlorella variabilis, 1281 nucleotides. RefSeq lists its product as hypothetical. The coding region runs from base 1 to 1281 and encodes 426 amino acids. NCBI's taxonomy places the organism in Eukaryota, Viridiplantae, Chlorophyta, Trebouxiophyceae, Chlorellales, Chlorellaceae. The transcript is spliced from 9 exons. The record is from RefSeq and is a predicted model, not a curated record. Gene Ontology annotation, biological process: chlorophyll biosynthetic process. Gene Ontology annotation, molecular function: ATP hydrolysis activity; ATP binding. Gene Ontology annotation, cellular component: chloroplast stroma.
AUGCAGACGCGGGCAGCAGCCUGCACGCCGGCGGUGCUGGCACCGGCGCGGCCCGCCUGCCAGACACGCCCCUGUAGAUUCGCAGCAGCGGUGGCGCGGCGGCAACCCGGUCCGGCACAGCAGCAGCGCGGCCGCCUGCUACUGGUGUCUGCAGUGGCAGCCCCCGCGCAGCUCAGGGCCAAGAAGCGGCCCGCCUUCCCCUUCACGCGGCUGGCGGGGCAGGAAGACAUGAAGCUGGCGCUGCUGCUCAACGUGGUGGACCCAACCAUUGGCGGCGUGCUGAUCAUGGGCGACCGCGGCACCGGCAAGAGCGUGGCUGUGCGCUCCCUGGUGGACCUGCUGCCCAUGAUCGACGUGGUGCAGGACGACCCUUUCAACUCCCACCCCACAGACCCCAAGCUGAUGGGUCCGUACGCGCUGCAGCGGUAUGCCAAGGGGGAGAAGCUGCCGGCCACCACGAUGCGCACGCCGCUGGUGGAGCUGCCGCUGGGGGCCACAGAGGACCGCAUCUGCGGCACCAUUGACAUUGAGAAGGCGCUGAGCGAGGGGGUCAAGGCGUACGAGCCGGGGCUGCUGGCGCGCGCCAACCGCGGCAUCCUGUACGUGGACGAGGUCAACCUGCUGGACGACGGGCUGGUGGACGUGGUGCUGGACUCGGCCGCGGGCGGGCAGAACACUGUGGAGCGGGAGGGCAUCUCCAUCGUGCACCCCGCCAAGUUCAUCAUGAUUGGCAGCGGCAACCCGGCGGAGGGGGAGCUGCGCCCGCAGCUGCUCGACCGCUUCGGCAUGAGUGUCAACGUGGAGACCCUCAUGGACGUGGACCAGCGCACGCAGAUGGUGAUGGACCGCAUCGCGUACGAGCGCGACGCAGACGAGCUGGCAGCCACGGUGCUGGCGGACCAGGAUGCGAUGCGCGCCAAGCUGCAGGCGGCGCGCCAGCUGCUGCCCAAGCUGUGCUCCUUCCUGGACAUUGACGGCGUGCGCGGCGACAUCACCAUCAACAAGGCGGUGCAGGCGCUGGUGGCGUUUGAGGGGCGCACCGCCGCCACCAAGGAGGACCUGGAGCGCAUCGCGCCGCUGGUGCUCAACCACAGGAUGCGCAAGGAUCCUCUGGACCCGAUUGAUGGCGGCACCAAGGUCCGCAUCGCGCUGCGCCGCCUGCUGGACCCCGAGGCAGUCAAGCGGGAGGAGGAGCGGAAGAAGAAGGAGGCGGAGGCGGCCAAGGCCAAGGCGGCGGGGGAGAAGAAAGCGGGCGCAUGGGGCGGCCUGCCUGGGCGCUGA